AUGUCUGCCAACUCGCCGCCUGAUAAUAACCUCCCGACAUCGAUACCUACGACGUCAACAUCAACGACCACUACAAAUAACAGCCCCUCUCCAUCAUCAUCAUUCACCCCUCAGUCUUCGUCUUCAUCCCCUGCCUCGUCAACCCAAGAUCAAGACCCUGAAACCGCCCGUCGAACCCUCGAAGCCCGGACCGCCUUUACCGCCUCUCUCCAUUCAGUCGGUCAAAACGUCUCGUCGGAUCUCCGCGCUCGCGCGACAGAUCUCCAUAACAACGCUGCUGCAAUCCAAAAACAGGAGAAUGAGCUGACAAAACACACGACAGAUCUCAAGAAACAAAAUGAUCAAUGGGACAAAGUCGUUGAGAGUGCGCGCCAGGGGCUGAAGGAAAUCGGCGACGUUCAAAAUUGGGCGGAGAUGAUUGAGAGGGAUCUACUUGUUGUAGAAGAGGUACUUAGGCUGGCUGAAGGCAACGCAGAGGCAGGGGAAGAAGACAGAAGGGACCACUAUCAAUCAGAAGGCGAAGGAGACAUGACGGAGAGAGAAGACGGGGUCACCAAGGGAAAGAAGGCGAGCCAAGAACCCGUUGAGAUACUAGAUGACACGUCUUCUGCAGCGUCAGAGAUGACCGGCACGUCGGCUACUUCAGGAUCAAGUUCGGAUUCUUCUACUAAACCUAGUCCGCCUGUGCAAGACAUUCCACAGCCGGUGAGAAAGGGGGACGGCGAAAACAAGCCGACUGGGGGAUGGUGGGGACGAUGGUGGCAAUGA
Talaromyces proteolyticus is the source of this 768-nucleotide messenger RNA. RefSeq lists its product as uncharacterized. Gene Ontology annotation, cellular component: BLOC-1 complex. The transcript has a single exon. Lineage: Eukaryota; Fungi; Ascomycota; Eurotiomycetes; Eurotiales; Trichocomaceae. Bases 1 to 768 code for a protein of 255 amino acids. The record is from RefSeq and is a predicted model, not a curated record. Gene Ontology annotation, biological process: endosomal transport.